Molecule: messenger RNA, 2418 nt
Organism: Octopus bimaculoides (California two-spot octopus)
Lineage: Eukaryota; Metazoa; Mollusca; Cephalopoda; Octopoda; Octopodidae
Product: atrial natriuretic peptide receptor 3
Biological process (GO): signal transduction
Cellular component (GO): membrane
Molecular function (GO): peptide hormone binding; signaling receptor activity
Source: RefSeq, a predicted model, not a curated record
AUGUCGCCAAUUGAUCUCGUUCAAAUCUUAUAUGUGUUAUUGAUAUUGGGACCAAGUGAUCUAAAUUCAAUCUCAAUGAACGCCACAACAAACAAAAAGCAUGUAAUCCGUCUGGGCCUGAUGUUUCCUUGGACUCAUCUACGUCUCGGAUGGGACAGGUCGGCAUCAGCUGUGAGCCUUGCCAUCAAAAAAGCCAAAGAAGCGUCCCUACUCAACAAUAUUGACAUCAGCCUCCAUUAUCGAGAUGACAAGUGCAAUGCUAAACAAGGAGUCGGUAAUUUAGUGCUGUUACGAGACAAAGAUAGAGUAGAUGCCGUGAUUGGGCCGCCAUGUUCAACAUCCACCAAAUCGGCCGGGCUACUUUCAUCUUUCUGGAAUCUACCAAUGUUCACGCAUGCGUCGACUGACCCGGUUCUGGUCGACAAGAAAGUGUUCUCUACCUUAGUACGGAUAGCUCCCACCUUGAACAAGUUAGGUGGUGCUUUCGUCCAGCUCUGUAAAUAUUUCAAAUGGUCACGCAUUGUGAUCGUGUCCCGGCGAAAGAUUGACCAACUGAAUGUAUUUUGUGACUAUGCUGCACGAUCUGUAGACGAAGCGAUGCGCAAGAACAACAUGACCGUUGGUGACUGGCAGCUGGUCUCCGAUGAUUUGUCUGACACGGCCAUUGAUGACCUGCUGGACAUGAUUUCCGAGCGCGGGAGAAUCGUUCUCAUCUGCACGGAGAACCAAAGAGAUGAAAGGCAGAUCUUUCUCCGUGCUCGCCAACGUGGUAUGACAGACGGUUCCUAUGUAUUCUUCAAUUAUAAGCACUUGGACAGCAUUAUCCGCAGGCCGUGGCAGCAUCAGAACAACACCAACCUGGACUUGAAAGAGGCUUACAAAUCACUGUUUCAACUCAGUGUUCUUAAAGGUUCCAAUGAAGAUUUUAUUAAGGAAAUUCCACUCGCACUGACACAGCCUCCUUGGAAUUAUACAAAAGCCUUGGAGAAUGGAAUUCUGGGUUCCAUGUAUUCUCCAUUUCUUCACGACGUGGUUUAUUUAUAUAUUUUGACACUUAACGACACAUUAGAUAAGGGAUUGAACUGCAGAAAUGGAACUCUCAUGUUCCAUACAGCCAUAACAAAGCAAUUCAAAGGUAUAACAGGAAAUGUGAAACUGGACGAAAAUGCUGACCGAGAGCCAGAUUACGCAUUGUGGUCCUACAAAGCUGAUCCUAACAGAUUUGAAAAAGUCAUAGAAAUAUACAUGACCAGUGAAUCCCAACGGGUAAAUGAUCACUUUCUCAUUUUUCUGGGUAUUGAUAGAGUGCAGGAAAUAUUAUUGAUCAUAAUACCUACAAUACUAAUAAUCGUCAUCGCUCCAAUUGCUUUCUACCUCCGCAGAAAAAUGAAUUUGGAGCGAAAACUGCAGGAAAUGCCAUGGAUAAUAGCUUACGAAAGUUUGAGGUUUGCGGACACAAAAGCUUCCAGUAAUUUCUCUGUGUUGUCCGUGUAUUCCUGCAGGAUGACAGCUGAUGAUGGCUACCAGAUAUUCACCAGGUCUGCGUUCUUGAAUGAAACAAAAGUCAGAUUGCAGGAAUUGAAGAAAAACAGCAUUAUUCUAAACAGAGGCAAACAUCUGGAACUAAAAAUGGACAUUAUAUUCAACGACAACAUUAAAUUAGAAUGGAUGACAAUGUUUUCUAUGAUUAGUGACUUGGUCAAUGGAAUGAAUUACAUUCACAAAUCAGACCUGGCAGUACACGGCAAUUUGAAGAGUAGCAACUGCCUGAUUGACAAUAGAUGGGUGCUGAAAAUUGCAGAUUUUGGUAUUCCGAGUAUCCGCCAGAAACGAGACAAAGGAGAACUCUCUAUGGAAAAAAUAUUGGAAGAUCAAUUCUGGACGGCACCUGAGCAUUUGAGAGAAAUUAUCCCAGGAAGCAGUCAAAAGGGUGAUAUGUAUAGCUUUGGGAUCAUCUUGUACGAGAUUAUAACAAGAUCUGAUCCUUACGAAUGUGACACUUUAGAAACAGCUAACGGUAAGCAAGGCGCGAUUCAGCGUUCGAAUUUUCUAUUUCUUCCAGUCAAAAAACUCAACAUGGUGGAUUCCUUAAUCGGGAAGCUGGAAAGGUAUGCCAAUAACCUGGAGGAAGUCGUUGAACAACGUACAAAAGAACUGAGAGAGGAAAAGAAAAAAACAGACGACCUUCUCUACCAGAUGUUACCAAGGCAAGUAGCUGAGCAGUUGAAGAAAGGGCAAGUGGUCAAUGCUGAAUUGUUUAAUGAUGUGACUAUCUAUUUUUCCGACAUCGUCGGUUUCACAGCUCUCUCAGCUCUCAGCACACCAAUACAGAUCGUUAACCUCCUCAAUGAACUCUACACGAAUUUUGAUAACAUCAUCGCCAAACAUGAUGUUUAUAAGACAAAGAAUUUGGAAUAA